Penicillium antarcticum is the source of this 3693-nucleotide messenger RNA. RefSeq names its product HECT-type E3 ubiquitin-protein ligase. Gene Ontology annotation, biological process: ubiquitin-dependent protein catabolic process; protein polyubiquitination. Gene Ontology annotation, molecular function: protein binding; ubiquitin protein ligase activity. The record is from RefSeq and is a predicted model, not a curated record. The coding region runs from base 1 to 3693 and encodes 1230 amino acids. NCBI's taxonomy places the organism in Eukaryota, Fungi, Ascomycota, Eurotiomycetes, Eurotiales, Aspergillaceae. The transcript has 3 exons.
AUGUUCCAAUCAUUCACCGGCAGCUCUCGUCGCCCGCGACAGGUGAAUCUCAGUGGCCGUGCCAAUAAUCCCUUUGCUGCAUUCCCCGGAAACUCCCCUACUCGAUCUACCCCUCAUGCUGCAAACCCAGAGACUGCAGUCGCAAUCGCCCAGCGCGAACGACUCCUGAGACAGCAGGAGAGAGACCGACAGUCGGCAUCCCGCGUCAUCCAGCGAGUCUGGCGGGGACACCGGAGCAGAACAGCAACAUACAAAGCGUGGAGGUCAAAAUGGGAUACAUUUGAAUGGGAGAGGGUCAAGCAUGCUUUAAGUUCUGCCGAUGGCAAUGAUAGAGUUCCAACGACGGAUAUUGAGCGUCUUCAGUAUCUCCUGCGUUGCUCUGCACCAUCUUACGCCAACGCAGAACAGUGUCUGGAUCAACUCAGGCUGUUCGUUCAGUUUGCAGGAUCACCGAGAAGCUUGGAGGACAUCCUCCGCUUGCUGUACUUCUGUGACGUCUUUGAGAAGACCUUCCAUGCACUGCCUACGAUCGCCACGGAAGGUGAAUGGACCGAGCUCUUGAAACGGUUGGCAAUCGCGGUUCUGUAUUCUCUCGGCUCGGCAACAAAUAGUCCGACUCAUGGAGAAGCGGUGUUACCUCUCCUCCGGAUGGUGAUUUUCCUGGUGGAUCUGAUUCCAAAGAAGAUGGCAAUGAUUGCCAACGCCUAUUACCGUGCCAUGGCACACCUGACAAAGAACCUUGUGUCUCUGGGUGAUAAUUUGGCACCAGAGCAUGUUGUGAAUGCGACCAUUGCUCUUUUACGGCCAAUUACAUCUGAAACGAUGGCAGCUUAUGAAGCCUUUGCCAUUUCAUAUCUGACUGUCCCGGGCUUAGCGGCCUAUCUUGGCGGACUGGAUGGACUGGCACACCAGGUAAACUACAAGGUACUGGCUUCGGCAGUUGGGUCAUGUAUGCACCCAGCAAAACCAAGUUCUCGUGAGCUCCAAAACGUCAAGGAUCGAAGUUGGCUACUUGCAUACCUGAUCUACUUCCACCGAUAUGCUUUUGGUGGCCAAGCUAACAUCGGCGCCCCUGAUCUUGGUUUCUUGGGUGUAGUGUCUGAGUUGCUCAACUCAACAGCUACGUAUCUCACAAGGUGCUUGGAGACGGAAGAAUCUAACGAAACCGACUCAUCCAACGGCCCUUCUUUGCCCCCAUUUGUCAAGGAACAAGUUACCAGCCUUGUCAAUCAAAAUAGCAUCACCGGAUUGCUUUCACGGAUUAGACCAUCCCACCUGACCCAGACAGAUUUCUCCGACAAUCAGUCUGACUCCUCAAAGGAAGCCAAGAUUCUUGCCACAUAUGCCUUGAAUCUGUUGAGGGUAUUCCCUCGACGCGGAGAUGAUAUUCGUAUGUGGUUGUACUUGGGUUCGGCACCUUCGAGUGACCAGGCGUCCGGCCAACCAGGUGCGAAGAUUCCAGCCAUCAAGUACUUCUGGCAGGCGGCUAGAUCCAGUCGGGUCUUUGACAUUAUUACAAUCGAACCAGCCAAAGUGCUUUCGCUAUUAGAACUUCCGAAACCAGGUUCGAAUAUCGCAAUCUCACAGGAGGAUCGAGACCAGGAGUGGACAAUCAUCCUACUCUUCUUUGAGCUCUACACAUUCCUUUUGAAAGUCAUGGAUGACGAAGAGUUCUUUUCGAGUGCAUCUCCGUUUACAACCUCCUCUAAUACCAAAUCCUCAUGGACAAAGGAAAGCGCCCUGCCUCUCGAAGACGUCAAAGCGAUGACAAUCUUCCUCAAGAAUCUUGCCUUUACCCUUUAUUGGAACUUUGCCGCCUUGAGUGAGAAGGGGCCUGUUCCAUCAUCCACCGGUGACCUUAAGAGCUAUUUCAACACCGCAAGUCAAGUUCCAGAGCAAAUGGAACGAUUCAAUGAAUCCCAAACCAAAGAACAACCUAAUGAUCUACCCGGCGUCACGGGUAUACCUUUGGACUAUUUCAAAGGAUUAGUCACAGGGUUGCUGAGAAUGCUACAUGAGCGAGAUUCGCGGAGAAAGUUCCUUCCCAAAGACCAUUGGCUUAUGACCGACCGCUUCGACAUGGAAGGGUUCAUUCCAGCUGUCGUUGGAGAAGAAGAGAAACGCCACCAGUUCCAGGAUGAUGAAGAGGAUGAGCCCGAUCUUCUAGAUGACGAUACUGUGGAGCCUUUGGGCAUUGCCGGCUCUAACCAUGCACUACGAACAAUCCGCAUCGAAAACCUACGACGUCGUCAACGACAAGCCGCUCGCGGAAAGGCCCUUGCUGCUAUUGCGCCCAGACUGGAGAUUCUUCGCAAUAUGCCCUUCUUCAUCCCAUUCGCUACCAGAGUCCAAAUUUUCCGCCAGUUCAUCUUCAGAGACCAGCAGCGUCGCCGCAAUGGAUUCGUUGAUCCUGAGACUUGGCGUCUCUCUGUAGCUCAGCAAUCAAUGAUGAACAGUCAAUUUAACGCCCCAGAUGUGCUGGCCCGGCAUCAUGCUGACAUCAGACGUGAGAGUGUUUUUGAAGAUGCGUUUUCUGAGUUUUACGGGCUAGGUGACGGUCUUAAGGAGCCUAUCCAAAUCAGUUUCAUUGACCAAUUCGGAUCAAAGGAGGCUGGUAUUGAUGGAGGUGGUGUGACAAAAGAGUUCCUGACGAGUGUCACUACUGAGGCUUUUAAGACUAAUGGCGACGAGAGCAUGUUUGCGGAAAAUGACCAGCAUCUGCUGUACCCAAACCCAGCAGCGGUCGACCAACUUAAGGAAGUACUUAGUGAUGCUGGUCUUUCAAAGACAAGUGUUGAGUGGCAGGACGAAGUGCGUGGUCUCUUGCGACGCUACGAAUUCCUAGGACGGGUCAUUGGAAAAUGUCUCUACGAAGGCAUUCUGGUGGAUGUCAACUUCGCCCCCUUCUUCCUCUUGAAGUGGGCACUCACAGGUGGUACUGGGUCUGCAGUUAAGGAGUCUUCCUAUCGUGCCAACCUGAAUGAUUUGAAGGACCUUGACGAAGGAUUGUAUCAGGGUCUGCUACAACUGAAGAAUUACCCCGGAGAUGUAGAAGACUUUGCUCUCGACUUCACCGUUAACAACACCAUCCCGAUGCCGAACGGCACAAACCGCACCACUACGACCGAAUUGAAGCCGCAGGGCUCACAUAUUGCCGUGAGCAACAAGAACAGACUGGUCUACAUCUCUUACAUGGCUCGUUAUCGCUUGCAGGUGCAGCCCGCGAUGCAGACCAAUGCAUUCUUGCAAGGUCUCGGCCAGAUGAUCCAACCGGCCUGGCUGUCCAUGUUCAAUCAGUCCGAGUUGCAAACACUGGUGAGCGGAGAGAACGCCGAUAUCGACGUGGAGGAUCUCCGCCGAAACACCAAGUACGGCGGUGUGUACGAAAUUGGCGAUGACAACCUAGAGCACCCGACCAUCCAACUGUUCUGGCAGGUGCUGCACGAAAUGACCAACGCGGAGCGACAGAAAGUUAUCCGUUUCGUCACGUCUACCCCCCGAGCACCACUGCUAGGAUUCAGUCACCUCAAUCCUCACUUCAGUAUCCGAGACUCGAGUGAUGAUGAAGAGAGACUACCGAGUACCAGUACUUGCGUCAAUCUUCUGAAGUUGCCGCGGUACUCGGAUGCUCGAACGCUAAGGACAAAGCUUUUGUAUGCCGUGAGUUCGGGAGCAGGAUUUGAUUUGAGUUGA